Messenger RNA from Chanos chanos (milkfish), 2473 nucleotides. RefSeq names its product protein O-fucosyltransferase 1 (gene pofut1). Bases 1 to 1188 code for a protein of 395 amino acids. The transcript is spliced from 7 exons. Gene Ontology annotation, biological process: regulation of Notch signaling pathway; Notch signaling pathway; protein O-linked glycosylation via fucose. The record is from RefSeq and is a predicted model, not a curated record. Lineage: Eukaryota; Metazoa; Chordata; Actinopteri; Gonorynchiformes; Chanidae. Gene Ontology annotation, molecular function: peptide-O-fucosyltransferase activity. Gene Ontology annotation, cellular component: endoplasmic reticulum.
AUGGCGGCGAAACCAAAGCACUUGAAACUUUUCAUUUUAUUUUUGCUACAUGUCACAAUAUCACCAAAAAGCAGAUUCACAGAUGCCACAAAGUUAACAUGGGAUGAAAAUGGAUACAUCAUCUAUUGUCCUUGCAUGGGUCGGUUUGGGAACCAGGCUGACCACUUUCUGGGGUCGUUGGCUUUUGCCAAAAUGCUGAAUCGAACGCUUGCUGUUCCUCCCUGGAUUGUUUACAGACAUCACGCGCCCCCAUACACAAACGUUCAUGUCCCUUACAGUGAGUUUUUCCAGCUGGAGCCUCUGCAGCAGUACCAUCGAGUGGUUAGCCUUGAAGACUUCAUGGAGCAGUUGGCCCCCACACACUGGACAAAGGGACAGAGGGCAGCCUACUGCUUUGAAUCUGCUGCCCAGAGGAGUCCUGACAAAAAAUCCUGUCCCAUGAAGGAUGGGAAUCCUUUUGGACCAUUUUGGGAUCACAUCGGAGUGGAUUUUGACCGUUCUUACCUGUUUGGUGGACUGUCAUUUAGCUCAUAUUACCAGUCUCACUGGAUGAAAAAGUUCCCCCCAGCAGAGCACCCUGUUCUAGCUCUGCCAGGAGCUCCUGCUCAGUUCCCUGUCAUGGAGGAGCAUGUUGGCCUGCAACAGUAUGUAGUGUGGUCUGAGAGCAUGGUGCAGAAGGGACAGGACCACAUCAAUACCUUACUCACCAGGCCCUAUGUGGGCAUCCACCUCAGGAUCGGCUCAGACUGGCAAAAUGCCUGUAAGAUGGUGGAGAGUGGCGAAGCAGGAACUCAUUUCAUGGCGUCUCCCCAGUGUGUGGGAUAUGACCGUCAGAAUGCGCUUCCCUUAACCAUGACCAUGUGCCUGCCUGAGCUGGCAGAGAUACGGCGUGCACUGAAAUUGUGGGUGAAGAAGACUGACGCUAAAUCCAUCUACAUCGCAACAGAUUCUGAAUCCCACAUCAGCGAGAUCCAGAAACUUUUCAAGGGCAAAGUCAAAGUGGUUAGUCUUCAACCAGACAUCGCACAAAUUGACCUGUACAUCCUAGGCCAAGCAGACCACUUCAUAGGGAACUGCGUGUCGUCCUUCUCCGCCUUUGUCAAGCGGGAACGCGAUGUUCAUGGUCGUCUGUCUUCCUUCUUCGGCAUGGAUUAUCCAGGGAAAAAGAGAAGGAAGGAGGAACUAUAAACUUGAAAUUGAUCAAAAGGGAGCUCCAUUACUGACUUUGGAGAUGAAUUUGCCGUGGUCCAGACUAUGGCCAAGUUUGGAUCACAGCAGCUGUAGGAUUAGGUUUUGACUGAUAGUAAAAAAGGAAUUUCUUUUCAGUACUUUUGUAUUUGAGGUUUGAAUGAAGAUUGUGAGUUCACUGCACUUGAAUGCUAUCACUUUAAAGAGUUACCCAUUCAUUACAAUGAUUCCUUUGAUAUGAUUCUGCAGGAGUCCUUCCAGACCUGUUGCUAGUUUCUUUCAUACAUGUCCCUCUUGACUGACCAUGUAAGUAAACCAUUAGGUUCCUCACAGAUUGAGGGUGUUCAGUUUCCACAAUACAGUGCAUGGCUUGAGCUAUAUUUUGCUGUCAGCAUGCCAGCCAAGUUAGCAGCAGCUCAGGUGACCUCCUUGAAACUUGGGUUUGGUACCAAAUGCAGAGUGCUGUCUCAAAGCGUGUGCUGAGGCUACUGCCUAACCAAAUUCUUUCCCUCAUGUGAUAAAAUUCACAGGGGGCAUUUUGACUGUUGAGCGAUAGACUGGAAAGAUUUUUGGGGGGGGGCUUUUUCUCAGAGCUGGAAACUGAUCCACUCAGGAGUGUGGUAACUGAUAUUCCAGAUGCUAAUUAUAAUGAGGAGUUGGAGGUGGUAUUUAGACAGAAUUACCUAUGGGCAUUCAGUCUACAGCAAACACUUUGAGACUGGGGACGAUAUUUACCUCAGGAGGACUAAAUCUGUUAUCUAUCCAUUCAGACAGAUCUCAUGUAUAAUAUGCACUGGUUACAUGUCCUUUUGAAAUAGUACAUUCCACUCAUCAGUCUUCAUGUUUGAUUUGGAAAAUAAUAGUAUUAAAAAAUCACAGUAACAUUCCCUCAUUGUUCUUAGGACUACUGUGUUGUUAAGCCACAAAAGAUCUAUGGUGUUUCAAAUGUCAGCAGUCUGACUAUGUUGACUGUAGUUUGGUUAAGCUUAAUCCAUUUUUCAUGAAAAUUUCAAGUAGAUCUCCAGGCAUGCAAUGUCAAGAUGUUCAUUUUUAUUUAGAAAUGUCAAUUUUCUAUCACAUACUGAUCACAUUUAAGUUUCUCCCAUGUUCUGAAAUGUGCCAUAAUGAUAACACCUUAGAUAUGCUUCUUCUACCUUUUACCAUGCAAAGAUUUGAGAAAAGCCAACUGUGAUUGUGCUUUUCAAGCAGGCAAACAAACUACAGCACAAAUUAUGGUCAGUAUUGAUAUCAGUUUCAGUGACAGCCCAAUAGUACUGUAACCAUU